AUGCGUCUGCAUCAGCACCGUAAGUGGCCACUAAAGAUGAUACAGUUUUACUGCACAGUGCUUCUGCUACUACUCUCGACGGUGCUAUGUGCAGACUGGAGUGCCAGCUGCCCGACCAACUGCAGCUGCAAGUGGUCGAACGGGAAGAAGUCGGCCAUUUGCAACGGGGUGGGCCUGACGGCGGUCCCGUCGAACCUGUCCACCGAGAUCCAGGUGCUGGUGCUGAACGACAACAACAUACCGCACCUCAACCGGGAAGAGUUCACCUCGCUCGGCCUGGUCAACCUGCAAAAGAUCCACCUGAAGCACUCGCACGUACGCUAUCUGCACCAGGAGGCGUUCAAGAACCUGAAGAUUCUGAUCGAGGUCGACCUGAGCGAGAACGAGAUCGAAACGCUCGACAAGCAGACGUUCGCCGGCAACAACCGGCUGCGCAUCAUCAACCUGUACGAUAAUCCGAUCAAAAUGCUGGUGGCGGAGCAGUUCCCGGUACUGCCGUACCUACGCAACAUCGACCUGCACGGCUGCCAGCUGCGGUACGUGGCGGAGACGGCGUUCUCCAACCUUGACCUGCUGGAGUUCCUCGAUCUGUCGCGCAACCGGCUGGAGAUGCUACCCCACCAUGUAUUCAACCACAUGAAGAACCUGAAAACACUGAUACUGGAGGAGAACUGGUGGCACUGCGACUGCCACCUGCGCGACUUCCGCAACUGGUACUUGAACAGCUCGCUGAACCGGCGAAGUCUGGUCUGCCAGCGGCCGUACGCGCUCAAGGGCCUCUCGUGGGAGUACCUGGAGACGGACCAGUUCGGCUGCCUGCCGACGGUGGAGAUCUUCCGCGACGAGUACGAGAUCGAGGACCUCGGUACCAACAUCACCUACAAGUGCAUGGUAGCGGGCGACCCGGAGCCGACGGUCCGCUGGGACGUGAACGGGAAGGACGUCGACGCGGACAACGCCAUCAUCGAGACGGAGCGGCACGUGGCGUUCGACGGCACGCUGACGAUCUGGAGCAACCUCACCAUCCUGAACGUGACGAACAACGACUCGGGCUUCUACACCUGCACGGCGGCCAACCGCAUCGGGCUGGCGAGCAAGAACUUCAGCCUAGUCCUGCCGGAGGUCGUCGAGCGGGUGAUCAUCAAGACGCCGGAGACGUUCUGGUACUUCGGGCUGAUACUCGGCAUCUUCGGCACCAUCUUCGGGCUGCUGGCCCUCUCGGUGGUGGUGUGCCUGGUGAAGCGCAAGCUGCGAAUGCGCCGCCGCCGGAAGACGAUCAAGAACAGCGUCAGCUUUAACGACCAGGAGAAGAAGCUGCUCGACCUCAGCAUCACCACCAACGAGCGGCAGGAGUUUAGCGCGAGCGACGUCGUCACACCCUCGACCAAAACGGACUCCACCAUCGCGAUGGAGCCGGUGCAGAUCACGAUCGAGUCGAUCGCCACGUCCAAGCGCGAGGAGUACCCCCUGAACGUGGGCGUCUUUCCCCCGCCGCCCGAGUUUUGCUCGCAGAUGAUCGGCAACCCGACGAUCAGCAACAUCUACAUCUCGGUGUCGGUGACGCAGGACCCGCUCGAGAGCGCCGAGGUCAACAUGUACCCGGACCUGCUCAACAUCCCCAACCGGCACCAGAAGGGACCGCCGAAGAUCUCGCCCAUCAGCGUCGCAUCGUACGCCACUCUGCCCCGGAAGUCGCUCCGGGAGUGCUCCAUCACCUCCGGCCACAGCUCCGGCUCCAGCUCGGGCAGCUCCGGGCCGCAGGUGAUUCCGGUAGGCGCCGUCCCCGGGCUGACCAUUGCCAAGGGGGCCGUGGUUCCCGUCGGAGUGUCCACGCAGCCAACCGAAAUACCGCUGACCGAGGGCAUUGUCAAUUACGCGACCGUCGGCUCCCUGCGCGACGACUCCGGGAGCGAGCUGUCCGGGUCGCCGGUGCCGAGCAGUAUGUGUGCCGAGUGCAGCAAGGUCAUGAAAACAUCCACGUCCACGUUCGGCGGCGGAGGCUCGAGCGCCCUGUACGCCGCCCGCACGCAUGCGGCCGACUCGCUCACGGCGGCCAUGACACUGGCCGGCAGUGCGUUCAAGUGCGAGAAGACGCUGGCCUGCCUGAAGUACGACAAUAUGGGUCGGCGGUACACGGCCAGCGGCAACUCGACGCUGUCCCUGCCGGACGAGGGCAAGCCGGCGACCGGCGCUGGCAAGCAGCUGCAGGAUAUCAACACCAUCGUCGAGCAGGACGACCCGACGCCGACGGAGCCGCCGAACGGUGGCAUCACGAGCCACACCACUACCGCAACCACUACUACCGCCACCACCACGAUGAUGCUGGACGAAGUCAGCCGGCUCGAGGUGCAGAUGGAGGUGCCAACGGUGGCCACGGUGGCGUCCAGUGUCGACGCACACGACAAAUCGGCCGCCGCCCAGCGCGGUCUCUUCGUCGUCGGCAACGAUUUCGUUUCGCUGUAG
Anopheles coustani is the source of this 2463-nucleotide messenger RNA. RefSeq lists its product as uncharacterized. Bases 1 to 2463 code for a protein of 820 amino acids. NCBI's taxonomy places the organism in Eukaryota, Metazoa, Arthropoda, Insecta, Diptera, Culicidae. Gene Ontology annotation, molecular function: protein binding. The transcript is spliced from 2 exons. The record is from RefSeq and is a predicted model, not a curated record.